UAAGUGAUGGUGACGAUGUUUGUCAAGUUAACAUUGUGUUUGUUUUCUUUGCAGGUUCGUAAGAGUGCUGGGAGUUACAGGGAGAUACAGGUGUCGGAUGCUGAGUCUGACCUCUUCAGAGCAUUGAGCAAAGCUUCUGUGGAGGGUCGCCUUGGGGAGAGUACAGCAUCGAUACGGACGGGCCUGAAUAUCACAGAUCCACCGAAGCCUAUAAUUGUUAAACCUGAACAUCCUCAUCAUCCACCUUACAGCAACGGUCCUGUAGAGGUGGGGCAUUACCCUGCAAACUACCCUCCCCCAAGUGCUGGUGCUGUUACCUCUGCCCUGCCCCCAACUGUCACCACAGCAGGGGACCACAAACCUGUCUAUCUGCCCUCCCAUCAAUCACAUAUAUCCCAAACUCCCACACAACACACUUCCCCAUCACUGCCCCCUUCACUACCCCCAUCACUGCCCCCAUCGCUACCCCCAUCACUGCCCCCAUCACUACCCCAUCACUGCCCCAUCACUACUACCCCAUCACUUCCACUUACCACAACACAUACCCCUCACACUCAUCAUCAUACACCUCAUACAACCACAGUGACAUCAGCAGUUACUGUCAAUCCAGCACCACAUACACCACACACUCCAGCACCACAUACUCCACACACACCCGCACUUCAUACACCUCAUACUCCAACACCUACAACACCCACUCCUACACCCCCACAACCACCCCGACAACCAUCUGCUCAUAUACCACACUCACACUCGCCAUCACCACACUACCUCCCUCAGCCUGUGGCCUCAUCUACUACAACUACAGGUACUACAACUACUACUACUACCACAACCACAACUACCACAACCUCCACCAGUGUUACUCAUAAUCAUGUGGGCAACAGUAGUCGGGUAAGCAAUGGACCAGCGGGUGGGGGAGGUGGGGGUGGCCAGGGGGUGGGCACAUCGGUGAACAAGUAUAGUGUGAGUGCCUUGGUGUCACCCACACCACAGCACAACCACACACUUUAUAAUAGUGUCAAACCAAGUCCAGUAGCAUCACCACGCAAUCACGUACGGUCACCACAUCCAUCCCCUAUAGGGGCUACACCUGUUGCUGCUUCUGUUAAACCUCCAACCCCCAGUACCCCGAGUGGUCCAGUUACUGUGCCUUCAGCUCCAGUAACAGGACCACCUCCAGGGCCAGCAGCACCUUCUUUACCUUAUGGGGUGAAGAUUGAACCGGGGGAGACAGCCCGACCAAGUCCGGUAAAUAAGAACUCGAGUGUCCCUCCUCAUCCAGUGCCAGCCACAGCUUCUGUAAAGAUAGAGCCAGGCUACACUCGCUCUACACCACCUUCUGCCACAAAGGUCUCUACACCCCAUCUACAGUCAGUGAUACCCUCUUCUGCAAGACACUCGCCGAGGACUCACGAUCAUCAUAUUUCACCCUACAGUUCGGCAAGUUCAGUUGUAAGCAGCGGACAAUCGAUACCUUCAUUAUCACGGCCUUGGCCCAGUUCGGUAUCCAGUCUAGCGUCUAGCAAUUCAGCCAGAUUAUCUUCCUUGAGUCGUCCGCCGUUACCGUUGCCCUCAUUCCCUCCCCUUGCUCCUCCCCCAGUCUCUGCUCCUUUGCCGCCUACGGGCAUGUUCGCACCGCCUGUUCCACACCCCUCGCAACAACUUACCUCCUCUUCCCUUAUUCCUCCUUCUCACCUGAACCCUGACCCCCUUGGCCAAGCAGAUCUUCUACGUAGGGAGCUGGACUCUCGGUUUUUAGCCCAACAAGAACGUACUUUGGGUCUUGGUCCUGCAAGUUUAGGGGGUUUAGGUGCUCCCCCUGCCUUUCUACGUGCUGAGAUGCACCACCACCAACACCAACAUACACACGUUCAUCAACACCUUCUUCCUCAUAUGCCUCCUCCUCCACCUCUUCCCCCACCUUCUGCGUCCAGUCUUUUCUCACAUUCAGCAUCUCCCUCAAUGCAUGUGGCCCCCGGACUAAGGUCAACCUUGAUGGAAAGGCUAAGGCUUAUGUCUAAGUUCAAGGAAGUGAGCAAAGUAGGGCUGGAGAGCAGUUUGUACCGGCCAGGAGGCAGCCUGGCCAACAGCUACCCUCCUGGCCUCUCCCCUCUAGUGCAUCCUCCUACCUCAACCUUUGCUCCACCUUCUCACCUGUCUUCUGUGGCACCUAAGAUUGGUGAACCAAGUCAACGCAAACCAGUGAAGACGGGUCGUUGGAAUGCAAUGCAUGUGCGCAUUGCUUGGGAAAUCUAUUACCACCAACAGAAACAGACACCAGAGAAGCCUGGUGCAAAACUUGGAGGUCCAGAUCCUUUUCGACCUCCAUCGGGACCUGGUGUGGGAGGUCCUGCCCCUGGGGCACCAAUAUUUCCCACCUUACCCCGACCACCUGAUUUGGGACCUUCUUUAUUGGCUGGGCCGGGGCCUUCACACCGCUAUGAUUCUCCUCUGCUAAGCCAUGCCCACCUCACACCCUCUGUGCCUGGCCUUGGUGGUACAAGGUAUCCUGGAGGAGGACCACCUGGACCUUCCCCUUCAGCAGCAGCAUUCCACCACGGGGGUGUGACUCCAACAUCUAUACCAGGGCCUCCGCCCGGCUCAAUGUUCUCUAGAGAAACAUUGCCACCAGGACUUACUGUACCACAACCCACACCUCAUGAUGCAUGGAGACAUGUUCAUCCACACAGGUUACGUGCUCCAACACCCUAUGGUGGUCCUUGGCCUGUUAAACCUGAUGCUGCCAUGUAUGAAAGAGAACGUCGUGAAGAAGAGAGACAGAAUCGGGAACGUGAGGAAAGAGAACGUAGAGAUAGAGAAGAACGGGAGAAAAGGGAACGAGAAGAACGAGAAAGAAGAGAACGUGAAGAAAGAAGAGAACGAGAAGAACGAGAAAGAGAACGCGAGCGACGUGCUGAAAUUGAUAAGGAUCGGGUAGCUCGUGCCUUGGAUGCUAGUCACGACCGUGCUGUACCCCGUAGAGAUAGUUCACGGUCCCCACUUCGCCCUGAUCAUAAAGAACAGCCUCCCUCACAUAUUUCUAAUCAGUUGCCACUUCCAUCAUCAAGUAUGAAAACAGAAGGAAGACCAGAUUCCCGACCUGGCUCAAGACCAGGAUCUAGAACACUGGAUCCACGUAUUAAGUUAGAAGGUAAAGACGAGGUGAUGAUUGUUGGUGGAAAAGAAGCACCUCCUCGACACUUAACACAUGGUGUUCCACCAUCUGUUUUACAACCACCAGUAUCUGUGGGGAUGUUGCCACCACACUCUUUGGCUGUAACUAUGGCCACCACCUCCGCUAAUUCGGCCCUGGAACGUGUUCGUUUGUUAGGCCCUUCAGCAUAUGGAGGUGGUCCCUCACAUCUGGCAGCAUGGGCAGACCCCUUCCGUGAUUAUCGGUCUGCCCAAGAACAAAUGUCUGCAGUAAGAGCUCAUGACCUAGCAGCCCGUGAUGCAUUAAUAAGGGAGUCUUUACGUGACCCAAGAAUGAGCCUUCGAGAAGAACAGAUGUUACAUGCUAAUCCUCUAUCAUCAUUGAUACUAAGUGAACGUUAUAGAGAACAGCAUCACCAGCAGCAGCAGGCAGCUGCAGCUAGGGAACUUUUUGAGCGUAGUCACCUAGCAGUUGGAGUUCCAAGUGGACUCUACCCACCUACAUCAGCAUUACUUCCACCUCAUCAUCCCUCAGUUUCACAUAUGGCAUCAUCAUUGCUGAAAGGUGGUCCUCCACUGGGUCCUGGGCCCCCUGGCAUGCAUCCGCCUGGUCUAGGAUCUAUGCACGGGCCUUCACAUCCAGGUGCUCCAGGUCACCCUCAACCACCACCCCUUGGACCUGGUUUGCCUCCGCCUCUCAUCCCCUCCAUGCGUGGCUCCUCGCCGGCUCACCCACGGCCCCCGGAUAAAAAGGAUGACCCACGCUGACUCUAGUCAUCCCUAGGCCACACCAGGCCUCAGGUGGUGUCCAGCAAAUGCUAGAGCCUAGGUAUAAGUCUGGGCUAUGCUGGGCCACCUGCUGCUGCUGCUGCUGCUGCUGCUAGAAGCACCUCUACCGAGGGUGGUGCAGGGCGGGCGGCCCACAAGGCCACAGUACAGCCCCAAGGGUUAACUGUGGUCAACGUGUCUUUCAUGAUGAUCAGGCUGUGGAUUGUAACACAAGUUUUGUACCAUACCUGUACAGUACGGUGGUCCAGGGCCACAACCUCCAUUGUCCUUUUAUUUAACAUUUUGUAGAUACUCAUUGUUUUUCCUAAAGUAUUUUGUAGAGAAAUUAAAUUAAUAUUGACUUGACGGAAAUGAUCUGAUGCAGACUGACAAUGACAUUUGUUAAACUGUUUCUAAAUACAGGAGUUUGUUAA
Messenger RNA from Homarus americanus (American lobster), 4358 nucleotides. RefSeq names its product proline-rich extensin-like protein EPR1. Lineage: Eukaryota; Metazoa; Arthropoda; Malacostraca; Decapoda; Nephropidae. The transcript is spliced from 12 exons. Bases 7 to 3924 code for a protein of 1305 amino acids. The record is from RefSeq and is a predicted model, not a curated record.